ACGUUCACUUCGAACAUUAUAAAACGUUGUAAAAAUAAUAAAAAUUAAUUUCUUUUAAAAUUAAUAAAAUUGAAUAUAUAAUAGUCAUAAAGUGUCUUUAAUUAAUUAAUAAUUUUCAUAAUAAUAUAUAUGUGUCCAAGUUGCUAGUCAAUUUAUUUACGCAAUAAAUUAAUUGUGACAAAAAAGAAAAUAUUUGAUUAUUUUUGUAAUCUGCAGAGUUAUGAUGAUAAACAAAAAUAUAUUAAAUUUAUUUGAUAAAUAAUAUUAACUUUUAUUUAAAAUGGUAGAUACAUGCAGUAUUUGCUCAACUAAAACAUUCCAUUUAACAUCGUUAUUUGUAACUGAUGACGGUAAAAAAUGGAGAGAUUCAGGACUAUUAAAAAUGGUUGAAGUUUGUAAAAGAAUUAAAAUAAUAAAAUCAGUUAAAAAAAUACCAAUGAUUUGUAAUCCAUGUAUUUACAAAAUAAGUAAAUCUUUUUACAAUAUCAAUAAUCAUAAAAAUCAUCAAGAUAAACGUACUGUUGUGUGUGAAACCAUUAAAUCAUCAGAUGAAUCAAAAAUACCUGCAGUUGAAGAAAAUAAAAACACUGAUUAUAUCAAAGAAAAAAGUCAAUUAAAUAAACGUCCUCGUAAUGAAUCUCAUGACAAUGCAAUCAGAAAAAAAUUAUGUCAAAGAAAUGAAGAAAUAAUUGAGCCAGUGAUUAAACAAGAUUUGAUAAAUAAUCUUGAUAAUGAUUGUCUUGCAAAAAUAUUUUUAUAUCUACCAACGAUUGAAUUAUUUUACAUAGAACAAGUAUGUCAACGAUGGAAACUUGUUGUACAAUUAGCAUGGCAAGAUACAAAAAAGUACAUUGAUAAUCUGUACAAAAAUUGUAAUUUAUUAAAACAAUUACAUAUUGAAAAAAUAAUUAAUCGUUGUGGUCAUCAUCUUAAUCAUUUGGUACUUUCAAAAAAUUGUGAUUCUAGUAUUAUUAAAAUAAUUGCUGAUAAUUGUCAUAAUCUUGUUCGGCUUGAAUUAAAAUUUAAAACAAUUAAUGAAAAUAAUUUUACACGUGUUUUUUCAAGAAUGGCUAAAUUAAAAGUAAUUAAAAUUGAAGAUAAUCGUGAUCGUUUUAACACAAAUGAUCAUAUUACUCAUAUUCUGGACAGUAUUCCAGAAGGCAUUGAAGAAAUUUUUUUUCAUUCAGCUUGUAAUGUGUUACAAAUAUCUCACAAAUUUUCAUCAGCUUUUGAACAUUUUAAUGCAAUACGUUUAAUUUCAUUGCAACAUUGUGAAUUUGGUCUUGAUUUGAUGCAAAAAAUUUCACUUAAAAAAACAAUAAUAUAUAUUGAUUUUGAAAAAUCUGUUUUGAAAUCAGGCUUGCCAUUAUUAUCAAAUUUAAUUAAUUUAAAACAUUUAAAUUUAGAUUUUGUUAUGGGUUGUACGAGCGAAGCACUUGUUCAUAUUACUGAUGAAUGUAAAAAUAUCAAAUGUUCAAGAUGUACAAAUAUUACUGAUUGUGGUAUCAUGUUUGUCAUUCAAAAUUGUCAUAAUCUUGAAGAUUUAAGAGUUGAUGAGACUGGUGUUACUGAUAAAUCAAUUCAUUGUGCUCUUAACAAUGUUGAAAAAAAUUGA
This is a messenger RNA of Aphidius gifuensis, 1615 nucleotides long. Its product is annotated as F-box/LRR-repeat protein 2-like. Gene Ontology annotation, cellular component: SCF ubiquitin ligase complex. Bases 281 to 1615 code for a protein of 444 amino acids. Lineage: Eukaryota; Metazoa; Arthropoda; Insecta; Hymenoptera; Braconidae. Gene Ontology annotation, biological process: SCF-dependent proteasomal ubiquitin-dependent protein catabolic process. The transcript has 6 exons. Gene Ontology annotation, molecular function: protein binding. The record is from RefSeq and is a predicted model, not a curated record.